UAAAAGUGUUCACAUGUAAAAAGUAUUUUUCUUUUUGUCCCGCCGAUGUGGUCAAGUUCCCGGCGUGCCAUGAGGAGCAAUAAUCACUGGAGCAACUCACCAGAUAAAGAAACUAGUACUAUUGACAUUGCGAAAGCUCAAAAUAUGAUUGCUACAUCACGCUGCGUGGAUUUCUGCAAAGUCUUUUCGACUUCAAGCUAAGGAGAGAAUCAACUUUAGACUUUCCUAAAGUCUAACGAUUGUUUUGAGGUGUUUUUUCAUCUUAGCGAGAGACCAAAAUGUUGCUAGGACAAGGUGUGAGGAAGCUCGGUGAAGCUUGCUGGACUCACGCUCAGUGCUUCAGAUCUCAGCCGCAUGCGCACUGCAAAGGACUCGUUUGCACCUGUGAUAGUGGGUUUCACGAUACCGAUGGAAAGUGUACGAAACACAUGUGGGAAGAUUUGGGUUUGGUCCCUUGGGAAAUCAUCGUCUUCAGCCUAGUGUUUACAAUCUCCGCGUUCGCAAUCUUCGUCGGGUGCGUUUACUUCGUCAUCUCCAAAGUCGUCAGGUUUGCCAGAACGCGUCCAGCAGAGACCUUGAUUCCCAACAAAAGCUUCAAAGGAGAUCCAAGAGAGUUGAAGAAACAGAACUCGGUGGUGGAGGGCAGGAUGGCCAUCAGAGUCCCCAAAAUUUGCGAGACAAAACUGACGGAGGACAGCACAGUUGAAAGCCAGUUGGUCGACGAGACAGCCGUCAGAUUCUGACGACUUCUCGGAUCUCG
This is a messenger RNA of Macrobrachium nipponense, 760 nucleotides long. RefSeq lists its product as uncharacterized. The record is from RefSeq and is a predicted model, not a curated record. The coding region runs from base 279 to 743 and encodes 154 amino acids. The transcript is spliced from 4 exons. Lineage: Eukaryota; Metazoa; Arthropoda; Malacostraca; Decapoda; Palaemonidae.